AGCAAAAGUGAUGACAUCAAGAUAAGACAUGGAUUUUCAUUGCAAGCUCAAUCCAAAUCCUGAUCUUCAUCAUUAUUAUAAUAUAUAAUCCAAAUGAUGAUCGGAAGAUACAAUGUGGCAGCGAUCUGACGGGCAGCGUUUCCGAGAGCGACUCGGCUUUUUGCUCCUCUGCUUUAUCGCAUUUUACUACGUCGUCCUCUUACUGAUCAACUUCAAGCCCGUACUGGAGCCUCUCUUGUGGGCAGUUGUCUUCGUAUGCGCGAUUGAUCCGUUGGUGUCGUUCGUUGAGGAUGGCAUUUUAUCGGUUCUGUCAGCAUGCAGCUUGGUCCGACGAGGACAUAAUCGCUGGACGAAGAAUACCAAAAGUUCCUGGAUUUGGAGCGUUGCUGGUCCUGGAAGUGGAACUACAAGUGCAAUACUAGAAAUAGAUAAAGUAUUAUGGUCAACAUUUAGUGAUGAGUGGAACUACAAGUGCUAUACUAGAAAUAGAUAAAGUAUUAUCAUUAUGGUCAAGAGCAUUUAGUUACUAAGUAUUAGUGUCCAUCAUUCUCGGCAUCUUGGUCCCCUUUUCCCUUGUAUUUUCGUGACAUACAAGGUAAAAGGGGUCAAGAUCAUCAGGGGGCCGAAUUGCAAUCUAGCAGACUCUAAAAGUAGAUGAAGGAAAACAAGGAUCCACGACGACCAGAGGACACUAUCGCUUCAGCCGUUCGCUCGCCAAAUACGCGUCGAUCAUAAUCGUGCUGACCUCGAUUGUCACGGUUGGAGUCGUAUUUUUCUUCUUCGUGUUGCAGUCAGCGAGGCGGAUUAUGGCUUCCCUAAUGUAAUCCAUCUCUAUGCAUAAGGGUCAUCUCUCAAGAACCGUAUCUACCAUGGUGCACCCAAAUGCCUCCAAGGAAAUGCUUUUAGACAUAUUGAUUAUUGAGGGAUCCCCACAGCACAGGGAUGAAUUGGAGUGAAGUCUAAGCGGAUGCGAGAGCAUUGGUCGGUCUACGAACAAGGAGCGGCGAACUUGCGCAAAGCACUUUCAGACUUUCAACAUUCUUUGGCAACGACCACUGGUGCUAGUGUCGAGACGAUCAAAAAUGAUGAUUUUCUUGCAUCAGCGACCUCAGUCUCGCCUGAUACUGAUAGUAGCCUCAGAAGUAGACCGUCUGCAACUGCAUCUACUGCAUCUAGUACUGCAUCUGAGCAAAGCCUUACCACAGGCGCAAGCAGUCUGCUUUCGACCAAAGCGUCAAAGCAAGCGGAGCAUCUGCAGCACUUCCUGGUGUUUCCGUUUUCUUACGCCCGUGGCUUGAUGCAGAGCAGUGGUGUAGAGAGCAUAAACUAUGACGCCGCUGCGCACGAGCUCUUAACUACGGUUCAAGACCUCCUAUACACGCUGCUCGGCACGUUGUUGAACAACGUGAGCUCAUUAUUGUUGGGAUUAGGCAUGACGACGCUGUACACACUUUUCUGGCUUUUAGGCCGACCAUUAGCGGGGGAUGAAGAUCAGUAUGUUGCUAGUAGUUCAACACCUUCUCCGACGAGAGUAGAUGGCUUGAUGGUGCGCCUCGGAGAUGGGGCCACGUCAGUAGUACGCAACGACUACGAUGAUCAAGAACAACAUAAUAGAAACGCGCAGGACCAUAAACACUGCUUCGUUUCUUUACCGGGACUAGACCAUGUCGUGAGUAAUCAGUAUCAUGGAAAUGAUAUGAAGGCCAUGGAACAAGGAACAAGUGAUCGACAACCUACGUCCGCACGACCCGAAGAUCCACCUACUACCUGUCGUGCCCCACGCACCCCACGCGAGAUGGAGACAUGGUCUACUGCUAGCACUUCUGCUAGUAGUUUCCUAUCAUCUCCUUCUGCCUGCUCCGACUCCGAGACCUCUGUCAUCGUGGCAACCAGCGCCGAAUGCAAAGAUGGAGGCGCUCCUGCGAGCGAGGAAAUAGAUUUUCUUCCUGUUGUUGUUGACAGAGACACUGACACUGUAAGCAGUAGAAGAUGUGCAGCUUCUGUAGCAGUGCCUAUGAGCGGAAAGCAUGAGAAGCGGCGUGAGCAUCUUCAAGAAGUACAAGUACUGGACGAGCCUCUUCUUGAACGAGUAGGAGCAUCUUGUCCAUCCAGCUCUAGCGUCUCUUUGCCAGAAAAGGAGCCACUGCUUCUUUCACGGAUAGAUCGAAACGCUUCUCCUGAAAUGACUGCGAAUUCCACGUCAGCAUCAUCCUCCUCAACAUCCACCUCGUCCUCUUCGAGAAACCAACAGCUUUUGCUGAUGCCUCAACUCCGCAAAACCUUCCGGCGCUAUCUGUUGCUGAAAUCCAUCUGCUGCUUCGGGUUUGGCCUUGCGGUUGGGAUUUGGCUCUCGGCCUUGGGAAUCGAUCUUGCAGCAGCUUUUGGUGCUAUCACCUUCGUGAUGAAUUACGUGCCUGAAAUCGGACCCUUCAUUAGCAUCCUUCUGCCGACGCCAAUCAUUCUGCUAGACUCAAGACUGGAAAGACCAUUGUUCACGCUGUUUUUGGCGGUAUUAAGGCUACCGCUGACGCAUCCUCAACACCAUCCUUGGCUUCUUUUUCAAGGGGAAAAGGGGGUCAGGGAUGGGCUCAAGGAUGCGACGCGGUCAGUCUAACGGUAGUGGGACAAGCAGGAUUGAAGUUCGCGUUUGCGAACGUUGUGGAAGUGAAGCUGAUCGAGAAUGACAGGAAAUUGCGGAUGCAUCCGGUCACGAUUCUUCUUAGCGUGGCUUUAUGGGGUCACGUUUGGGGACCGACGGGAAUGCUACUUUCUUAUGACAUCAAGUGGUCUCUUCUUAUCGUUAUUCUAUUAUUCUUUUCUGAAGCCUGCCUACGCCCUCUCUCGAAGAUCAUGGAUGUGCCAAUACAAGUGGCACCAUCUCCUGAUGCAUAGAUUUUAAAUUGGAGAGAAUGAUCUAAUACCCCGUCCCCCUGAUGGCGUUUCUGAAGAUCAGCCUGCUGUCUGACGUUGUCCCUGCCAGUUACCGAGACCCCGUGCUGAUGCUGCUAGAGGGAACUGCGAAACUGUGAGGAUUACGUCCUAUGUUGGUUACCAACCAACAUCAAAAAGACACCCUGACACCUUCCUUGCUAUCUGUUUCACCAUUCAAAAAAUGCACUUUGUCGAGGCCAUCAUGCUACAAUAGUCAAAUAUAUAAUGUAAGAAGACAAAAACAAUCUGAGGCCUGAGCCGCAGAGCCUCUAGUUAUCGUUACAGCAUAGUUGCUGCAGCCCCUUUUGGACGCAAGGAGUGUCAGCUCCGUAUAACCAUCAACAGAU
Molecule: messenger RNA, 3278 nt
Organism: Amoebophrya sp. A25
Lineage: Eukaryota; Dinophyceae; Syndiniales; Amoebophryaceae
Source: the annotation of a GenBank genome assembly